Cladocopium goreaui is the source of this 4944-nucleotide messenger RNA. Lineage: Eukaryota; Dinophyceae; Suessiales; Symbiodiniaceae. The record is from the annotation of a GenBank genome assembly.
AUGGACAGUUGCAUUACUGGAAGGCAUCAGUACCACUUCGUGUUGGUGGCGGCUCAAGCUCCUGGAGAACAGUUUGUGAGUGGCCACGACAACGAUGACUUCACUGUGUGCUUCUUGAAGCGCCACUUGAACAGGUUGGAAAAGAAACUGGCCCAUGAUGAGUUACAUAGUCUUCAUCCUUCCAGUAUGAAGUACGGCCCUUGGAAAGGGAGAGCUAGUCGUUUGCUCGAAGACAAAAAAAUGGAAAUCAAAAGCAACUCCUUUCAGCUUGGUAUUUCCUUGCGCUUUGCCCUGGAAGAACUUGAGCCACUCUACAGGGAGAAAGCCGAAGAGGCCGAAUGGCGUCUUGACGAAUGGGGUCCAGCGACAAAGUCUCAAUUCUUGGUUCGCAAUCGUGGUUUGAACGUGGACCCUAUGGUUGCUUGGGGUGGCUUGGCUGUUUGCAGCCCCGCUGAAAAUCCCAAUUUUCACAUGCUGGCUGGCUUGCUGGCCUAUGGUCCGCAUGCUUUGGGCAAGGGCCAAAUCUGUCCUCGUGAUGGACGCGAAGAUUGCAGCGUGGUCGAUGCAUUGUUGAAGCAAGACGAGAGUGCAAGAGCAAACUGGUUCUUUUCUUGGGUUUGGGGCUAUAGACUUCACACUGUGGUAAGGGCGCUAGACUUAUGGUUGAGGAGGUUCGGUGCAAAGACCUGGUGUAAUGACCGCCAUGCUUAUUUGUGGUGGUGUGUUUUCGUGAACAACCAGUUCAGAAUGUUGCAAGAUGGAGAGAUAGAAGAACCGGGGCGUGAUUUCGGCAGACUACUAGAGGGCAUUGGAAGAAUGAUCAUGUGCCUGGACACGAUCCAUGAGAGUAAUUAUACCUGCUGCAUUUGGACCCUUUUUGAGGUUUACGUUGCAAUUCAGCAGGACAUUAAGAUCACCCUAGCCAUUCCUCCUGAUGCGCUUAGUCAGGCAGGUUCUUUGCAAGAGAUAUUUGAUUUGUGCAGAGUGGACACUGAAAAAGCAACUUCCAAUUUCCAAGCAGAUGCAGAUGCUAUCAAGGACAGGAUCCUAUUCGACGUUGGCACGUUCCAAUAUUUGAAUGAAACAGUGGAAAAGCUUCUUGUGUCCGAGAUUCUUCAACUGCUGAAAUUUCACAACAAAGCUUCGGAGUUUGCUGUUGAAGUCGACCAGGAAGAUUCCAGCUCCAGGUAUUUCGGUGUGUCUUUGGAUUUUGUGCUAUCCGAGUUCAAAUGUUUGUACAGGAAGAAGGCUCCUGAGGCUGAAUGGCGCCUUCAUGACAAUUGCGAAGUGACAGCGUCGGGUUUCAUUGUCAAAGUUCGAGAUUGUUGUGAUGUAGAGAGCGGUGUGGUCGCCUGGGGUGCCUUGGAUGUUUGCAGCCCGCCGGAAAAUCCCAACUUUUACCAGCUGGCCGGCUUGCUGGCCUAUGGUCCACAUGCUUUGGGCAAAGGCCAAAUCUGUCCUCGUGAUGGACGACCAGAUUGCAGCCUUGUGGAUGCGCUCCUCAAGCAGAACAAGAGCGGCCAAGCAAAUUGGUUCCUCUCCUGGGCAUGGAGCUACUCGCUGGAUGUGGUUUGCAAUGCGCUGGCCAGAUGGUGGGACUCACAUGCUGCAGUGGUUGCAUCUGAGGCAUGUCCAACCGGCUCAGUCUAUUUGUGGUGGUGCUUCUUUGUCAACAACCAAUUCCGCAUGCUGGAAGACGGCAUCACGCAGGACACAGAUUCACUGCUGAAGGUUUUUGCAAAGCCUCUGCAAAGGGCUGGAAAGGUAUUGAUGUGCAUGGACAAUUUUCAGAAUUGCACUUACACAAAGCGAAUUUGGUGCAUUUAUGAGAUUUUUUCUGCAGUUCGUCGCAACAUUCCAGUGACCUUGAUCAUACCUCAGCUCGAAUUGGAGCAGGAAAUGGAGACACUGACAGAGAUGGUCCAUGCUUGUCGUGUGGAUGCCUCACAAGCCACGGCUUCAGUGAAAGCAGAUGAAGAGAAAAUCAAAACCAAAAUUCUGCAAGAAUUGAAAAGCUUCGAACAUGUGAACGAAACUGUGGAGAAAGCUCUUUGGCACCCGCAGAUGUCUGCUAGCGAUGUCUGCGCUACCGCGGCAGCUUCCAGCAGUAUCCGCACUGCUUCCAAGCGGCACCGUUCCCGCCCACAGCCCAACGACGAUGCCGUCCACGCGCUGCAGAAACGGGCUGCACUGCCGCCCACUGCCGUUCCCGGAAGCGCCAAGACAGGCUGCACUGCCGAAAUCACUAAUUUCCUGGGAGAACUUGGGAGAACCUGGGAGAACCUGCAAGUUGGGAUUGACCUGGGCAGACUUAGGUCCGGCAGUGCCCACUGGGAUCUGGAGCUCGCGGUGGAGGAGGAGGCGGCGGGUGAGGAGGCAAUGGAGGCGGAGGAGGAGGAGGAACAGUGCAAGCAGUACUUCACGCAGUUCAUCGCCUUGGGUCAAGCUGUUAACGUCACGCUGAUGCCAGCAACAUCGACCCAGAGGCCUUCCUGUGAUUUUGCCAUGCCACCUGUGGUGCUGGAGGGACGGGCUUAUGAUGAGUUACAUACUCUUCAUUCCCCUUCCAGUUUGAAAUAUGGCCCAUGGCAAGGGAGCGCUGGUCGCUUGCUUAAAGAUCAAAAAGAGCUGACCAAAAGCAGUUCGUGGCAGCUUGGUAUUUCGUUGGACUUUGUCUUGAGAGAUUUUGAGCCUCUAUACAGGGAGAAAGCCAACAUCUCUGAAUGGCGCCUGCACGACAGUGAAGAAGUGACAGAGGCCCGUUUCAUCAUCAAACUUCAGGGUGGUUUGGAGAAAGUUGAGAGAGUUCUGGAUGGUGGGGCAAGGGCCUUGGUUGCCUGGGACGACCUGGAAGUUUGCAGAUCCCCUGAGAAUCCCAAGUUUCACCAAUUGGCUGGCUUGCUGGCCUAUGGCCCACUUGCGAUUGGCAAGGGCCAAAUCUGUCUUCGUGAUGGGCUAGAAGAUUGCAGCAUCGUCGACGCAUUGUUCAAGCACACCCUGAGUGCUAAAGCGAACUGGUUCUUUUCUUGGUGUUGGGCCUAUGAUCUAAACACCGUCCUAUCAGCUCUAGAAGAAUGGUGGCGGAGGUUGAAUGCAAAGCCAGGUGGAAGUGACCAGGAUGUCUAUUUGUGGUGGUGUUUUUUCGUGAACAACCCAUUCAGACCAGGGUCUUCAAGGUCCGUGGAAGAGAUUUUUGCUUGUUUUGGCAAUCAAAUAAUGGGGAUUGGAAAAAUGAUUUUGUGCUUGGACAAGCUACAUGAGAGCGAGUACACUGGCCGCAUUUGGACCCUUUGUGACGUUUACGUUGCAGUUCAGAGGGAUAUUAAGAUCACUCUGGCCAUUCCCCCACAUGCACUUUACAUUGAUGACAUUUGUCGGCAGGUAACAUCUUUGCAAGACAUAUUUGAUUUUUGCAAGGUGAACAGUGCAAAAGCCAUUUCCACCAUCCCAACAGAUGCGGAGUAUAUCAAGGAGAAGAUCCUACAACAAGUUGGCACAUUCCAUCAUUUAGAUGAAACAGUCGAGCAGCUUCUUGUGACUGAGAUUCUUCAAUUGCUGAAGUCUCACAACAAGGCUUCGGAGUUUGCUAUCGAAAUCGACCAGGAGGAUUCCCGGUAUUUCGGCGUGUCUUUGGAUUUUGUGCUAUCCGAAUUCAAGUGUGUGUACAGGAGCAAGGCUCCCGAGGCUAAAUGGCGCCUUCACGACAGCUGCGAAGUGACAGAGCCGGGUUUCAUUGUCAAAGUUCGAGAUUGUUGUGAUGUGGAGAGCGGUGUGGUCGCUUGGGAUGACUUGGAUGUUUGCAGUCCGCCUGAAAAUCCCAACUUUUACCAACUGGCUGGCUUGCUGGCCUAUGGUCCACAUGCCUUGGGCAAGGGCCAAAUUUGUCCUCGUGAUGGACGGCCAGAUUGCAGCCUUGUGGAUGCACUCCACAAGGAGAACAAGAGCGGCCAAGCGAACUGGUUCCUCUCCUGGGCAUGGAGCUACUCGCUGGAUGUGGUUUGCAAUGCGCUGGCCAGAUGGUGGGACUCGCAUGCUGCUGUGGUUGCUUCUGAGGCAUGUCCAACCGGCUCAAUCUAUUUGUGGUGGUGCUUCUUUGUCAACAACCAAUUCCGCAUGCUGGAAGACGGCAUCACGCAGGACACAGAUUCACUGCUGAAAGUUUUUGCAGAGCCUUUGCAAAGGGCUGGAAAGGUGUUGAUGUGCAUGGACAAUUUUCAAAAUUGCACUUACACAAGCCGAAUUUGGUGCAUCUAUGAGAUUUUUUCUGCAGUUCGUCGCAACAUUCCAGUGACCUUGAUCAUGCCUCAGCUCGAUUUGGAGCAGGAAAUGGAAACACUGACAGAGAUGGUCCAUGCUUGUCGUGUGGACGCCUCGCAAGCCACAGCUUCAGUGGAAGCAGAUGGAGAGAAGAUCAAAGCCACAAUUCUGCAAGAAUUGAAAAGCUUCGAACAUGUGAACGAAACUGUGGAGAAAGCUCUUUGGUGUGCUUCUGACAGCUAUGUGAACAAUGACAGCGUGGCCACCUGUAUCUUGAAUUCGAACGCAGCCGGCUAUGACUAUGACAACUCGAACAUCAACAACGACUCUGUUUGUCCCUACUAUUCUGAGUCGACAGAGUAUCCGACUGUGACCACUCCUGAACAGUGCAAGCAGUACUUCACGCAGUUCAUCGCCUUGGGUCAAGCUGUUAACGUCACGCUGUAUGGGGAGAACUACGUGACAGGCAUCGGACAUGGCGUUAUCAAUGGAGUGAGGGGAAACUGUUGGAUCAUGAGCUACGAGGGCCGGAAGGCGGUGAUUUUUCAAGUGGACAUCCGUUCUUGGUCGUUGGAAAUCACCUAUGACACGUUGAUGUAUCUCACGAACAAUCAAAAUCCUGGAGGAAACUGUUUUGUUCCCGAUGUCAAAAUCAUCAACUGCACCGAUAUUCCGGGCGUGGGGUAG